AUGCCAAACUACACCAAGUUCAUGAAGGAAGUUCUAUCCAAGAAAAUUCGGAUCGAAGAAGACAUACCAGUGACACUCACGGCAACUUGCAGUGCCAUUAUUCAGUCGAAUCUGCCACCGAAAAUGAAAGAUCCAGGGAGAAAUUUGAACCGCACUCGCAUGACUUUACAACUAGCUAAUCGUUCAUUGAAAUAUCCCGAUGGAAUUGUAGAAGAUGUGCUAGUUAAAGUAGAUAAAUUCAUUUUGCCUGUUGAUUUUGUGGUACUUGAAAUGCCUGAAGAUGAUGAAGCACCAAUCAUUUUAGGUCGUCCAUUCUUAGCCACUGGUAAGGCGAUGAUUGAUAUGGAAUUAGGAUCUUUAAUGCUUAGGGUAAAUGGGGAAGAAGUUGUUUUUAAUUUGACAGAUGCAUUUAAACACUCUGAGCAUGUUGAGCAUUGCAGUAGAAUAGACGUGAUCGAGGAUUGUGUUUCCUCCUUUUUUUAUUUGUAUGAAUUGUGUGAUUCUAUCGAGCACUGCAUUGUUAACUCUAUUGAUUUGCAAUCUGCCUCCCCCGAAAUUCCAAUUGAAAAUGAUGUGCUAGAUUGUGUUUUGUUUCUUGAAUGUGCCGAGAUGUUAGGCGUAGACGAGACAGGACUUAUCCGGUGA
Messenger RNA from Erythranthe guttata (spotted monkey flower), 645 nucleotides. The record is from RefSeq and is a predicted model, not a curated record. Lineage: Eukaryota; Viridiplantae; Streptophyta; Magnoliopsida; Lamiales; Phrymaceae.